GCAAAACAUACCCGCCCAGUGUCCCCGGGAUGAGGAGAGGACGGGUGUUACUUUCGGCAGAAGAGAACAGGGAAAUGAAGUUGUCAGACAGGCUAGCCGAGCAACUCUGUCUCUACAAGUAGGCAACUCGCAACUUUAGAGAGACUCACAAGAAACAUCACAGCUAUGAAUGUCGUCCGUUUGAGCAACUUGUAGCCACAGUUGGUGCGACUUUAUCCACUGUAAUAAAAAGGUCUAUAACGUCGCCUAUAGCUAACUGAAGAAAGUGGAGACAACUUGCUAGCCCGCUAGCUAACCUUUAGCCACCGAGCGUCUUUCGGGUUCACAACUAGACUUCAUUCGAGCUCCAGGUUUGGAUUGCCUGUCGUCAGUCAUGCCUUUUCCCUUUGGGAAGUCUCAGAAGAGUCCGGCUGAAAUAGUGAGGAGUUUGAAGGAGAAUGUGGCAUACAUGGAGAAGCUGGAUGCCGGAGACAGCAAAAAGUGUGAAAAGGUUGCAGAGGAGGUGUCCAAAAAUCUGGCCUCACUGAAAGAGGUACUUUGUGGCACAGGUGACAAGGAGCCUCAAACUGAAGCGGUGGCUCAGCUCGCACAGGAGCUGUACAACACCAACCUGCUCAUUGCUCUCAUAGCAAACCUGCAGAAGAUUGAUUUUGAGGGGAAGAAGGAUGUGGUCCAUUUGUUCAGCAAUAUUGUGAGACGUCAGAUUGGAACUCGAACACCCACGGUAGAAUACAUCUCUACACACCCACAGAUCCUCUUCAUGCUUCUGAAAGGAUAUGAGAGUGCAGAAGUGGCUCUUAACUGUGGCAUGAUGCUGAGAGAGUGCCUGCGUCAUGAGCCUUUGGCAAGGACAGUGCUCUUCUCUGAAGAGUUCUUCUGCUUCUUCCGCUACGUGGAGCUCUCGACCUUUGACAUCGCCUCAGACGCUUUCGCCUCAUUCAAGGAUCUCCUCACUAGACACAAGAUCAUGUGUGCAGAUUUCCUGGAGAACAAUUAUGACAGGGUGUUUACAGAGUACGAAAAGCUCCUGCAUUCUGACAACUACGUCACCAAACGGCAGUCUUUAAAGCUCCUUGGGGAACUUCUCCUGGAUCGACACAACUUCACCGUCAUGACAAAGUACAUCAGUCGGGCAGAGAAUUUGAAACUGAUGAUGAACUUGCUGAGAGAUAACAGCCGAAACAUCCAGUUUGAAGCAUUCCAUGUCUUCAAGGUUUUUGUUGCAAACCCCAACAAGACUCAGCCUGUGCUGGACAUACUGCUGAAGAACCAGACCAAGCUCGUGGAGUUCCUGAGCCACUUCCAGACAGACAGAUCCGAAGAUGAGCAGUUUUGUGACGAGAAAAACUAUCUGGUCAAGCAGAUCCGGGACCUGAAGAGACCCACGGCGCCCGAGGAAGCUUAACGCUGCCGGGAUGACUGCUCUGUCAGGUGGUAGAUUUUAGAGGUGGUGGUUGGAUCUGCAGAGGGUUGAGUGAAAUUCUGACAAACAUGCUUCAUUAAAGUCUAAUAAUAAGUACAAGAUAUAGGAAAAAAGAAACCUACUUCCUUCACUUUCUGGUUUAGUGUGGAUGUGGAGGUGAUUUCCAUCCAGCAACCUGAGUGGGCCAAGAACUGUUAUUUAAACCACAGUGCUUCUUCUUUAGCGAUGAUGAGAUGCCUUUAGUCCGUUUUUGUAAAGUUGGACCUUAAACUGUUACCCUUCCACAUACAUUGUUGCUGGCAGGAACCUUAGACUGACAGAAAUUUUACACCCUUCACAGCUAACACGAGCUCUGAGGUGUUUUUGAAAGCCCCUUUUCCAGAACUUGUUGAUACUUUAGCGAUUGAAAUGCUGAGAAGUAAAUAUAUUAUUUUUCUAAUGUAUCUUCUGGUAAACCGCUUAAAGCGUAACUCUUCUCUCUGAACACUUACUUCAGCUACAUGUUUAGGUUUGGUUUAUUGUAAGCUGUUCUUUCUACAGGGACUUAAAUGAGCUUUACAAAUGUGGCUUUGGCAGAGUGACAUUUGGAUCUUAUUGGCAGGUCAGCACACAAUAGUAAUGUUUGGCGAUUAAUGUGCAGUUAUUCUUCCUGUAGCUGCAUGUGUGAGGUUGCAGAGGUCAGGAGCAACCCUGCAGUGCUGUACUUGCCAAUGCAUUAGCUGUCAACGGAAGAGAAAAUCAAAACCAUAGAGGAAUCCAUUAAUUGCGCUGUGAUUUUUUUUUUUUUUUUUUUUUUAGGCUGUGCUGUGCGCUGCUUACAAGACUGAAAUAGUAACAGAACAUCAGAUAAUGCUGCAGGGUACCAGCAGUCCAUUCGUGGCAAACAUGGACAGCCAGGAUGUACCAAUUGAUCUCACUGGGAGCACUCCAUUUCAUCUUCACACACUGAGCACAGAGAGCAGUGAUUUAACCCAACAUGAGCACAACAUAAGACCAGAAGCAACACUACUGUUCACUCAGUGGUGUUGCUCACAAGGAUGCAUGUUAAGAAUGUUACACUGUAUUUUUUUUGUGAUAUUCAUGUCAGAACUUUCACCGGGGAUCGUGUUUUUUUUGCCACAUAUUGAACGAGUGCUACACUGGACUUGUUAGUAAAAUAGUUGGAAGUAAUUCUUUGAUCGCAGUCAACCAAAAAAAAAAAAUCUUGAUGAACUGAAGUCUUGUCUACUUUUCAAUUAAUUGAUUGAUGGUGGAGAAAAAUGAAUCUGCACAUGAUCUAUAUAUUGACUGAAUGGGCCAGAGUGCACUGAGUUCACUCUACCUACAGCUUUAUUUGCCAUAUUGAAUUAUAAAUAAACAUGAAAAGCUAAUAUUUACAGCAUAUUGGAUCAUUUAAACCUGUCUGUUUUAUGCUGAAAUGACUCAAAGCACACCAGCAUGUGCCUGCCCAUAAUUAUAUGAUUUCUAAAGAAAUAGAAGUACAUCCACAAAUGAUUUGAACACAGGAACUAUUGAGGACUAUAUUAAAGAAGUUAGCUGCUGUUUUGCUUAUUGAGCCGUGAUAAACAAACUGCAAAAUUUAAACUGAUCUGUUUGAAGAAAAUGCAGCCACUUAAAUUACUUGCUCGGCAUCGUGUCAGUCAGUUUGUAGAAGAAAAAUCAGAGUGAAUGUUAAAAAGAAAACAGAAAAUAAGCUCGAUUCUGCAGUCUCCAUUAGGUUGGAUUAGUUUAAGCACAGAAAAUGUUUGGUGUCUGUCUAAAUAAAGGAUUAAUCCUGGAAGGCUGCUGAUAUGUCGCCUCUCUUCUUGUGAAAAUUACACUGGAGAUUGACACUAGAGCCCUAAAAAUCACUUAAUUGUCUCUUAAUCUCAUGUAAAGCAUAACUCACAUUUAUUGAGUUAUUUUAAAUCCAAUAACUCCUACACUGGGUGCAAUAUGUUGUCUUUUUUGUCACUUUUCUGAUAUGACAAAAAUAAUACAUUUCAAUAAAAUACGCUGUAACAUUCCUUUGAUGCAUCCCAGAGUAGCUUCAAUAAGACGUCACCAGACCUGUCAGAAUAAGCACAUGCACUGUUUAGAGGUGAAUCUGUUUGUUUUGAGCACUGAAUUGAUUCCUCACAUACGUUACUGAUCAGCUAUGUGUCUGUAAAAGGACAGCUGCCUUACUUCUGCCACGGUCACUAAAAAUGUGUCUUUUAUUAUAUACCUCAUGGGAUUUGAGUUUGCAGAUGCUGUGUUCUCUUUAUUUUCUUGAUAAGAUAUUUUAUUUGACAUUUUAAAAAUACAAAACAGUGGUUUGUAUGCUUGCCUAAUGAUGAUAUACAGUGUAUGUUCAAACUUGAACAGGGACUGCAGCCUGGUUUUCUCAGUGGAAAACUACAUUUUUAAUCUUAACUCUUUCAUUGGGUCGGCGCCACAUGGACGUUAAUUCAUAGUGAAUUGCAGCGUGGUGCCUUGUAAUGAAUGUUGCCUUAUUUAAAGACAUUUAAUGGAUCGUAAUGAUCAUGUAAAAUUCCAGACCUUGUAAUUUGUCUUAAACCAAAGCCGACAUGAAAAGGGUAAAAAAAUGUACAUUUUAAGUCCCAAAUGCAUUACCAUUACUAGUUCAUUUCUCAGGUGUAUUGAAAGUUUUAUUUUUCUGACUGCGUUAUGCUCAAAAUGAUCCUGCGAGUGUAAGUAUAUUUUAAUUGAGAUCAGUAAGCAUCACUCAGAGUACAUUUAAUUUCUGGUUAACUUGCUUUUUGUGUUUUGUUCUUUUUAAAUCACUGGUCACUGUUUGUUAAGCUGCACCAGACAGCCAUGCGUUCAGCGUCAGGCCUUUUAGGGGUCAUAAAAUAAUCUGAGAACUCUGCUGUGAAUGUGGUACAUUAUGCAUUAAUAGACUGAAGUCCUGCACUCUGUACACUGUCAUGAGGUUAUGAAAGAAAGAUAAAAGCGUGUUCAAAUCUCUGAAAAUAUCCCAAAAAUUCAGAUCUUUUUUUGAUCUUAUGUGACCUAUUCUAAAUCAUUUAACACACAGCCAAUACUAAUACCUCCAUGAAGCUCAAACAAACUGACAAACAGUAAUAUUAUUGGUAAUAUCUGAGAGUAUUUGACUGUGGUGUGACAAAUUUCUUUAAAUUUUUUUGAACAAUCCUUUGAGAUUGGGUGUGAAUGUGUUGCAGCUUUCUUGAAUUUGAGUCCAGUCAUGACAUGCACUUUGGGAAGGACGUGUUGUACUCAGCCCUGCCACCAGGGGGAGCUGCUGACAACAGUUGGCACCUUGUAUUAGUUGUACAAACAAAGCAUUUCAUGUUUCCAUAACCCUACCUCCAGUUAUACAAGUCACUGGCAAUACUAUAUAGACGUCAGUUCCUUCAGAUCAGUUCUGUGUAAUUCAUGAUUUAGAGUUUUCUGGGGUUUUGUGCUUGACUAAUUUUUUUCUUUUGUUUUUGACUCUGUUGCCUUUUCUUUUUCCCCCCUUUCUCUUUCCCACACUGGAUAUUUUAUUUACCAUGGGAGCGAAAUGUGUGUACAUAACUUUAUAAAUGAUAAGUGAUGUGUGAAAGCAUUCAUGAAAAUAAAACAUUAUGACAACC
Molecule: messenger RNA, 5001 nt
Organism: Acanthochromis polyacanthus (spiny chromis)
Lineage: Eukaryota; Metazoa; Chordata; Actinopteri; Pomacentridae
Gene: cab39l1
Product: calcium binding protein 39, like 1
Exons: 9
Coding region: 374-1405 (343 amino acids)
Biological process (GO): intracellular signal transduction
Molecular function (GO): protein serine/threonine kinase activator activity
Source: RefSeq, a predicted model, not a curated record